Molecule: messenger RNA, 1077 nt
Organism: Musca vetustissima
Lineage: Eukaryota; Metazoa; Arthropoda; Insecta; Diptera; Muscidae
Gene: AIMP2
Product: probable aminoacyl tRNA synthase complex-interacting multifunctional protein 2
Exons: 5
Coding region: 1-1077 (358 amino acids)
Cellular component (GO): aminoacyl-tRNA synthetase multienzyme complex
Source: RefSeq, a predicted model, not a curated record
AUGUAUGAAUUAAAAACUUUGCUACCACAAUUCGACAUAAACGUGCCAAAGUGCAUGUACGAAAUGAAGAACUUGAACACAGCCGUAGUUGCGGAGAAGGGCUGCCCCAAAAAAGUCACCGAGGUCAUAAUUUUCUUCUUCUAUUUCUAUAACAAUCAUAUUAAUCAUCUCAUGUUUGUACCAUUCUUGAAGGGCUUCUUGAAAUUCUUUGGUGCGACCACAGCGGCAACCACUGGCACUGUUAGCACGUGUUGUCCCCUUGAUUUGGAUAAAUUGGGUGCUCAAAUACAACAGAUUAUCAAGGUCUCUGGUGGUGAUGCUCAAACGGUGGUUAAACGCCAAGAGAAGGUGAUGCUUCAAUUGGAAGAACUGAAGAAACAGUUGGCCGGAAUCCGUUCAACAUUGGGUUUGUGUCAAAAAGGUAUUCAGGCAACUAGCUAUAUAUCCAACAACAAUGGUGGACUAAGAGAGGAACCAUUGCAUGAUAUUGUGAUAAAUGGACAUCCCAAUUUUAUACCCUAUGCCCUACUUGCCAUGAAAAAUGCCUGGAAGGAUUUGUUUACCAUUGAUGUGAAAACCUUUACCCAUUCCACAAUGAACGACAUUGGCAAAGAGGCUAAAGCAUUUGAACAGGCCCUAAAGAGUGUGAAAGUAAAUCCCGAUAAACCCAAAGUGAAUGUCACGCUGAUAUGGAAAAAUUGUGAACACACAGAAAUGAUCAGCUCUCCCACCAUGUAUGUUCCCAUUUAUGGCGAAGUGAAUAUUAUUCGCUAUUUGGGACGUGUUGGUCCCGCCGAGUACCGCUAUGAAAAUUCUCCCCUCUGCAAUGAAAUUGAUGUUGUGCUGGACAUUUGCUAUCAAUUGUUGCGUUGCAAUACCCCCAAGGCCCGAGCCAAUAUUAUUCGCCUGCUAAAUAAUCGCCUACAAAAACAACAAUAUUUCGGUGGUGACAAAAUGUCCAUCGCCGAUAUUGGCGUUCACAGUUCCUUGCGUCGUAUGCCUGCUAUAACUGAUAAAGAUUUAACUCCCGCCCUGCUGGAAUGGCGUAAACGUGCCGCUAAAUUUACUUUGAUUUAA